CACAUAGUUGUUACCAGCUAUCACUUAAAAUAAUGCCAUUUUUACUGCGGUCCCACCAUUUACCCAACUCUACACGCGUGUUGUUGGGAUGCCUUGUGACAGUAUCACUGUUACUUUUCUUUAUCAAAUUGGCCAGGUUCCGGGCUGCGUCCGGUGAUAUCAAGCUCCAUGACAUUAGAGUCCCAUACAUUCAGUUGAUUCCUAGAUACACGAUUUUUUACCCUUGGGCAGUUGUGACCUCAAUCUUUGCGGAAAUCUCUGUUAUAGGGUUCCUUUUGUCAACCGCCGUGUUGACAGUGACUAGUAGAUACAUCGAGAAAUUCUGGGGAUCCAAAGAGGUGAUCAAGUUUGUGUUUAUUGUUUGCAGUGUCACCAAUUUUUUGACCGUAUUAAUCACCAUCAUUUCAAAUAUUAUCCGGGGAGAUGCCAUGGGAAUGGAUAAGCCAUUGGGUGGUGGGAUCUCGUACUAUAUUGGAUUCUUGGUUGCAUUAAAGCAGUUGAUUCCAGAGCACAAUAUUGUUUUGUUUCAAGGAUUGAUCAAUUUCAGAGUGAAACACUUGCCAUUUAUUUGUGUCAGUGUGCUGUUGUUGUGGUCCUUACUCUUUUCUCGGUCUUUGUACCCAUUUAUCCCUUCGGUGGAAAGCUUUUUGAUCACCUACAUAUACUUGAGGUUCUUUCAAUUGUUUACAGUGGAUCCUUUGUUGCCAGUCUCUUCGAAUGAUGCCGGUAAUGUCAUCUAUGGUGAUGCCUCCGAUGUCUUUAAAUUGGUGGAGUUCUUUCCAGAUAUCUCUAAGCCGGUGUUGUCUGUGGUUUUCGAUAAGAUAUAUGAAUUGUCAGUGCUAUUGGGGGUGAUUGCUCCAUUCAACGAUGACUCUGUUGAACUAGGCAAUAUUAGAGCUCAGAAGAGACUGGAACAGAUAAACCAGACACAGAAGUCGGUUGCCAACUCGGUGGCAGAAAGAAGAAGACAAGUUGCUCUUCAGGUGAUUGAGGAUAGAAUCAACAAGGAAUCUAGACCUUGAGAAGACCAAGAAGAAUCGGAAAACAUCAUCUCUUUCACUCCAGUUCUGAAAAAAACUACUUUCUACAUGUACUUUACGGCAGUUUCAGCCAAUAUAUAGCUAAAAGACAAAUAUUAC
This is a messenger RNA of Yamadazyma tenuis ATCC 10573, 1139 nucleotides long. RefSeq lists its product as uncharacterized. Gene Ontology annotation, biological process: retrograde vesicle-mediated transport, Golgi to endoplasmic reticulum. Gene Ontology annotation, cellular component: membrane; Golgi apparatus. Lineage: Eukaryota; Fungi; Ascomycota; Pichiomycetes; Serinales; Debaryomycetaceae. The record is from RefSeq and is a predicted model, not a curated record.